AUGCAUGGGGCUUGUGUGCGCGCGCCGCGGGUCAGCGGGAGGGGCGCAGACGGGGCGAAAGCGCAUAGAUUUUGUCUUGCAGAGAAAUGCAGCUUCAUUCUUGGCGAGGCUUUGAUAGGCACCAAGUGGGGCGACAAAGGUCAGCGGUAG
Chondrus crispus (carragheen) is the source of this 150-nucleotide messenger RNA. RefSeq lists its product as hypothetical. The record is from RefSeq and is a predicted model, not a curated record. NCBI's taxonomy places the organism in Eukaryota, Rhodophyta, Florideophyceae, Gigartinales, Gigartinaceae. The transcript has a single exon. The coding region runs from base 1 to 150 and encodes 49 amino acids.